CCAUUCACCCUCACCAUGAGCUCUGCGUCGCGACGAAAGGUGCUGCUCAUGGGCAAGAGCGGCAGCGGCAAGACGUCGAUGCGCUCCGUCAUUUUCUCCAACUACACGGCUAAAGACACGCGGCGGUUGGGAGCCACUAUCGACGUCGAGCAGAGCGCUGUCCGGCUCUUGGGUUCUCUAGUGUUGAACCUGUGGGACUGCGGUGGCCAAGACGCCUUCCUUGACAACUACCUCAGUGCGCAGCGCGAUACAGUGUUCUCCAACGUCGCCGUCCUCAUCUAUGUGUUCGACAUCACGAGCACCGAGUGGGAAAAGGACCUGCACUACUUCGAGGACAAUGUCACGGCUUUGCGCGAGAACUCGUCCGAGGCGGGCGUCUGGGUGCUCAUCAACAAGAUGGAUCUUGUUGACAAAGACGAUCCGAAACGCGUAAAGUACGCCGACUACUGUGAGCAAGUGCGUGCGCUCAACGCGCGCGUGAGCGCCGACGAGCCUGCCGCCGGCUCCCUGCGUUGCUUCCCAACCAGUAUCUGGGACGAAUCGUUGUAUAAGGCAUGGUCGUCUGUCAUCCACACGCUCAUCCCCAACAUCGACUUGAUCACGACGCACCUCAACUUCAUGCGAGACCUGCUCGGUGCCGCCGAAUGUGUCGUGUUCGAGGCUGAGACGUUCCUCGCCAUGGCCAAGAGUGGGUCACCGAUCGACUGCGACCCCUCAGAGCUGGAGGACGUCGAAGUGGCGCGCGGCGUGCCGCACCUUGACCGGCAGCGGUUCGAGAAGAUCAGCGAAAUCGUCAAGAGCUUCCGAAAGACGUGUCAGCGUACUGGCGAGGUGUUUACGGGCUUCGAGACAGCGUUUGACGGCCUCUGUGUCGUCCUGGAACCCAUGAGCAAGAACACUUACAUUCUCGUCGUUAGCGUUGACCCGCGCGUUCGUGAGUACCCUCCUUUUGACUCAAGCUCACAUUAGAUGCCGGCAUGAUCAAGUACAACAUAGCAGAGGCACAUCUGCACCUUGCAGAGGUCGGGACAUGGACGACGUUCACGCGCAAGUGCAACGUCUGCCGCGAUUCGAUCAAGAGCAUGCCAGACCUGACGUACUCGCCAAAAGGCGAGGACGACCCUAAAGUGCGCGCGUGGGACGAUGUCGGCAUCAACGUCAAAGAGCGGGCAUAGGAUAAUGUGUACAUUAUUGUAGCGUAGAGGUAAUACAUGUGCUGUGCAUAUGGCAGAGCGUUGAGUGAAGCAUUAGAGGCAAAAAAAUAA
Cutaneotrichosporon oleaginosum is the source of this 1265-nucleotide messenger RNA. RefSeq lists its product as uncharacterized. Gene Ontology annotation, cellular component: Gtr1-Gtr2 GTPase complex; fungal-type vacuole membrane; nucleus. The record is from RefSeq and is a predicted model, not a curated record. Gene Ontology annotation, molecular function: GTPase activity; GTP binding. Gene Ontology annotation, biological process: cellular response to starvation; negative regulation of autophagy. Lineage: Eukaryota; Fungi; Basidiomycota; Tremellomycetes; Trichosporonales; Trichosporonaceae.